Messenger RNA from Pseudopodoces humilis (Tibetan ground-tit), 8219 nucleotides. The record is from RefSeq and is a predicted model, not a curated record. NCBI's taxonomy places the organism in Eukaryota, Metazoa, Chordata, Aves, Passeriformes, Paridae.
AUGGGCUCCAUCCCAUUUUGCACCCUCUGUUGCUUUAUUAGCAUAGCAACAGCCAAUAUAUUUGAGUAUCAGACUGAUUCCCAACCACUGCGUCCAUGUGAACUUCAGAGGGAAGAGGCUUUUACAGCAGGGGAAGCCUACGUUCCUCAGUGCUCAGAGGAUGGCCAGUUCAGGACAGUCCAGUGCAGUAGGAAUGGUCUUUCCUGUUGGUGUGUAGAUGAGAAUGGUGUUGAGGUUCCUGGCAGCAAACAGAAUGGAUAUCCUAUAUCUUGCUUGUCCUUUUGCCAGCUGCAAAAGCAGAGGAUCUUGGUGAGCCGAUACAUCAACAGCAGCAGCAUCUCCUACAUCCCUCAGUGCCUGGAUUCAGGAGCUUUUGACGAGGUGCAGUGUGACACGGAGCUGGGGCAGUGCUGGUGUGUAGAUCCAGAAGGAAUGGAGAUUUAUGGCACCAGACAAAGAGGAAAGCCAGCACAGUGUCCAGGGAACUGUGAGAUCCGAGAUCGUCGCAUCCUGCAUGGGUUUGGGGAGAAGAGCCCACCACAGUGCUCAGCAGACGGGGAGUUUCUGCCUGUCCAGUGCAAGUUUGUCAACACAACAGACAUGAGUGUUUUUGAUCUUGUUCAUAGUUACAACAGGCUCCCAAGGGCUUUCCAAAAAUUUAGCUCGGUGAGGGAAACGUUCCCGGAGAUCUCUGGGUACUGUUACUGUGUGGACAGCCUGGGCAGGGAGCUGGCAGACACAGGCUUGGAACUGCUGCUUGAUGAGGUUUACGACACGGUUUUCUCCGUGCCAGAGCCUGCCCGCACGUUCACGGAGAGCAGCAUCCAUCGGAUCCUGCAGAGGCGAUUCCUGGGGAUCCAGCUGGCUACCUCUGGAAAGUUCAGGUGCCCCUCGAGGUGUGAGGCUGAGCGUUCUGCAGCGCUGCGCUUCCAGCACCCCUACGUGCCGUCCUGCUCCGCCGGCGGGGGCUACGCGCCCCUGCAGUGCCAGCAGCAGGGACAGUGCUGGUGUGUGGACACCCAGGGACAGGAGAUCCCGGGCACAAGGAGGAGAGGACAGCCCCCAGCCUGUGGUGAGGAGCACUCGUGCAUCUCCGAGCGGCGCCAGGCCUUGUCGAGGCUCCUUUAUGGCCCUGCUGGGUACUUCAGCCAGUCCAGUUUGUUCUCCACACCAGAUAAGCAGUCUGACAAAAUUGAUGGCUUUUCAAGAGCCUGCCCUCCCUCUUUCAAGGAGCUGUUUCUGGACUCUGGAUUGUCAUCCCCACUUGCACAAAGCCCAUUUGCCAGCCAGACUCCUGAGCUAGAAACCACCCUUAGUGAAGCCAUCACAGGGAUGUUCCCAUCGAGGGAACUGGCUCAGGUGGCACUGCAAUUUACUGCCAAUCCAAAGCGUUUCCAAGAAAACCUCUUUGGAGGAAGGUUCUUGAAGAAUUUGAUCCAGUUUAACUUCACUGGGGUACUUGGCACUAGUGGGAAGUACAGCAUUGGCCAGUUUUUCCCACAGGUGGAUGUGAUGGAUAAUGGCCAAGGCCCUCUGGCAUCAGCUGAGGCACUUUCUCUGGAGGUAUCAAAGGGAAGCUCCAUUUUGAGUAAACCUCUCAUGGGCAGCUUUGGCCGCACAGUAACUCUGCAGGACAAUCAGAAUCUGAUGAAAUUCCUUUCUUCUGUCCUGGAACUACCAGAGUUCUUGACUUUUCUUCAACAAGUAAUUUCUGUCCCCAAAAGCGUAGCUGAAGAUUUAGGUGAAGUGGUGAAACUAGCUCUGGGAUCCAAAGGCUGUGGUGAGGAGCCAAAGGACUUGUUUGUUCCAACAUGCACCAAGGAGGGCAGGUAUGAGGAAGUUCAGUGCUAUGCAGGAGAGUGCUGGUGUUUGGACACUUUGGGUAAGGAGGUUCCAGGCUCAAGAAUUCAGGGCAAACGCCCAAGGUGUCCCACUGAGUGUGAGAAGCAAAGGAGAAACCUGAAAAACCUGAAGCAAAGCCUGCCUGCAGGAUCAGAUCUCUUUAUUCCCUCUUGUACUGAGGAUGGAGACUUUCUGCCACUCCAGUGUUAUGGGACAAAUUGCUUCUGUGUCGAUUUGAAUGGCAAGACUAUUCCAGGAAUAAGGGGGAAAGCUGGAAAGCUGAUGCAAUGCCCAAGUGCUUGCCAGGUAACAGCUGGUCAGGAGUUUCUGCGGGCUGUGAAGCUCCUGUUGUCAGAUCCAAGUGCUGUGCCUCAGUUGCCCAGCCUUUACCUGCCUCAGUGUGAUGCUGCAGGUGGCUGGAGGCAGGUGCAGUGCAGUGGCCCCCCUGAGCAAGCCUUCGAGUGGUACGAAAGGUGGAUCGCAGAGAACAACGAGGGCAAACCCCUGCCUGUUCCUGAUCUAUUGAACAUAAUAGCUGGGUAUAAAGAGGCAUCCUCUGGAGACUUUUCAGCUUUUGUUAAAGCUUUGUAUGCAGCUGGGCACCAGAAUGUCUUCCCCACAUUCUCCAUGUACUCCUCCUUCACGGAUCUCCCUCCUCAAGUGCUGGAAGGAAACCUGACCAGUUUAUCUGAGAACAUUUUGCUGGACCCAUAUACGUUCUGGCAGCUUCUGACUGAGCAGCUGAGCUACUACCCAGGACCCUAUACUGAUUUCAGUGCUCCAUUAGGCCACUUUGAACUUCGUGAUUGUUGGUGUGUUGACAGCAAAGGAGGCGAGCUGGAAGGAACAAAGGCAGGCGUGAACCAGGUUCCAGCAUGCCCUGGUAUAUGUGAAGGUGUGAAGCAACAGGCCAUGAAAUUUGUGGAGGAUGCAGAGCAGCUCAUCCUGGCCUCAAAUGGGUCCCAGUUUGCCUUUGGAGAGAGCUUCUUGCUGGCAAAGGGGAUACAGCUGAUGGACAGUGAGCUCCUGCGCUCUGCUGGGCCCUACGGGCUGGAGACAGGCAUCUCCCAAAAGCUGCUGCUGGGAAGUGACUCUGCUCUUCAGCUGGCUGCUUGGUCAGUCCUGCAGUUCUACUGGCAGAGUCACUUUACAUCAAAACGUUCUGCUGGGGAAGCAGCACAGCUGGGAUUUCUCCCUUACAUCCCUCAGUGUGAUGGCCUGGGAAACUGGGAGCCAACUCAGUGCUAUCAGAGCACAGGUCAUUGCUGGUGUGUGAAUGAGAGAGGUCGUUAUGUGAUGGAUUCCUUGGUCUCACGCUCAGCAGAACUUCCCAAAUGCCAGACUUCAUGUCAGCAAUCUCGAGCCAAUGCCCUAAUUUCCAGCUGGAGACAGAGCAGUGCAAAGCUGGACACCUCUACAGCUGAUCUGUUCAUCCCCAACUGCCUUGAGACAGGAGAAUACACUGUGCUGCAGAGAUCUGACACAGAUAUUUGGUGUGUGGAUCCUGUGUCAGGAGAAAUAUUCCAGCGUGGCAGCAGAGGCUUGGAUGGCAAUCCUGAGUGUCCCAGUGUCUGUACCAUGCUGAAGUCCAGAGCAGUCUCAGGAGCAGCUGGCAGAGGCUACGUGCCCCAGUGUGCAGGGGACAAGGGGGGUUUCUCCCCUGUGCAGUGCAGCCAGGACCAGGAGAGCUGCUGGUGCGUCUUGGGCAAUGGAGAGGAGGUGCCAGGGACACGAGUGAAUGGGGGAACACCGAAAUGUGCAAGUCCGCAGUGUGCUCUGCCAUUUGGUGCCUCAGCAGUUGCCAAUGGGGCUGUACUUUGUGAAAACGUCCCUGGGCAAGCUCCAAGCAUCCAGCAGUGCCAGCUCAUGUGUCGCCAGGGCUUCCACAGUGCCACUCCCAACACCUCAUUCCAGUGUGACACGCGGCAGCGGCGCUGGGUCUCGGCUGCCCCUCUGCUCCAGGCCUGCCAGAAGCUCCAAUUAUUUCAGACAGUCCAAGCUCAAACACACUUUCAACUACGCCUGCCUCCUGAGAAGACAUGCAGUUCUGACUACUCUGGAUUACUCCAGGCAUUCCAGAUUUUUAUUUUAGAUGAAUUGAAGGCUCGUGGUUUAUGUCACCUCCAGGUAAAUGCAUUUGGAAAAACUGGCUCAGUUUCCAUGUGUGACGAUUCCACUGUUUAUGUCGAAUGCCUGAGCGUGGAUCGCCUGGGAGUGAACAUCACCUGGAGGACUCAGCUGGAAAACAUCCCAACAGCUUCUCUCCCUGACUUACAUGAUAUUGAAAAUGCAAUUGUUGGGGAAAAUCUCAUUGGAGCAUUUAUAAAUGAGAUUAAGGAUGGUGUUUUUCUGCUGCAUUUGGAUUCCAAGCAGUUCCUAGCAGAUUCUGUCAUUGAUUUUCCCCGGGAUGAAGAGUUUGAUCUGUCUCCCCAUGUGCAGCUCGGAUGCAGAAGUGGGUUUCAAAGAAUUUCAUCUCCUGGGAAAGCAGGCCCUAAUUCACAAGGAUGUGUUGUUUGUCCUCCAGGCAGUUAUUUCCAGGACGAUGAAUGCAUUCCCUGCCCUCUUGGCUACUAUCAGUAUCAGACAGGACAUUCCUCCUGUAUCAAGUGUCCUGUGGGCAAAACUACCAACUCCUAUGGGGCAAUCAGUUCUGAUCACUGUGUGACAUCCUGCCAGAGCAAUGAGCAGGGCCUGCAGUGUGAUGAAGAUGGCCAGUACAGACCUGCCCAGCAGGACCCUGACACCAGGAAAUCCCUCUGUGUCGACAGCUUUGGAGCAGCUCUGGACUGGACUCAAACAGAGGAUCUCCUUACAGAUGACCAGUGCUUGGGCUGUGAGAGGGAAGAUGACUGUGGCUUUGCAACUGUUUCUCCUGCUGGUACCAAAGUGCUCUGUGAAUUAUACAGCACUGCUGAAGCCAACUUCAACUGCACCACCUCUGGAUUGGUGCAAGGUGUCUUGGGGAACCCUGCUGCCACUAGCAUCAGUGGCCUCAGCUGCUUGCUUCGUGUCAGGAGCCCAGAGGGAGAUGCACUGAUGGUCUAUCUGAAGAGAGGACAGGAAUUCAACUCCUCUGGAUCCAAGGCCUUUGAGAGGACUGGCUUCCAGAACGUUCUGUCUGGUGUGUACCGCUCCAUGGUGCUGCCUGGCACCUCCCAGACUGAUGCUCAGCUGCUGUGCAGACAGGAGUGCAGCCGGGACUCCUGCUGUGAUGGAUUCAUCCUGAGCCAGCUCCUGCUGGAUGGAGGAACCAUUCUGUGCAGUUUGCUGAGCUCCCCAGACGUGCUGAUCUGCAAUGCCAAAGGCUGGAGUCCAACACCCACCUCAGCCAUGGGUGGGAUGUGCAAUGGUGUGAGCUAUGAUGAGAAGGAGAAGAGGUUUUCCUUCACUCUGGGAGGACAAGUGUUCAGUGGAACUUCUCAGUUGAUGGAAGAGGCAGGAAGAAAUUUCACUACCUUUCAGGAAAUUUACCUGUGGAGAGACUCUGAUAUGGUCACCCGGAUGGAAACCUCUUUGUGUGAGGCUGCUGCUUUGAAAAUAAAGGAUGAUCUCAUGUUAUCAGAUUCCACAAAGGAUCUUUUCUACCUGAUGGACAACAGCCAGAUACAGAGUGACCAGAACUAUUCUCUCCCUUUCCAGCAGUAUUGGAUCUUCAGGCAGAAGUACUCAGCUGAGGAAGCUCUGCUUUGGUGUCUUACACGUUGUGCCCAAGAGGAAGAGUUUUGUCGAAUGGCAGAUCUGCAAAAUGCCACAGACAAAUACUUUGUGUGCAUCCUCUAUCCAGAAGCACAGAUUUGUGACAGCAGCAUUGACCAAAUACCAGGAAACUGUGCAACUGUGCUACCCUGGCAACCACAGAUGCUGUACCAUAAAAUAGUCACGCUUAAAAGUUCUGUGAAGAGCUUCUACACACGUGUACCAUUCCAGAAAGUAACUGAAUUCUCAGUGAGGAAUAAGACUGACAUGAGCAGAAAAGCUGUUUCAGAUGGGUUUUUUGAGUGUGAGCGUUGGUGUGAUGCUGAUCCCUGUUGCACAGGAUUUGGCUUUUUUAAUGAUUCCCAGCUGUCAGGUGGAAAGAUCGUGUGCGUGACUCUGAACAGCCUUGGCAUCCAGACGUGUGCUGAGGAAAGAACAAGUGCUUGGCACAUUUCAAACUGCAGUUCACCAGAUGCUGAAGUCAAAAUACACCCAUUUGGCUGGUAUCAAAAGCCUGCUGACUUGAAGAGCACCAUUCCCAACCUGUGUCCACCUGUUAGUUUCCCACUCAGACCAGAAAGUGAGUAUGUGGAUGCAUGGCAACCCUUAAAUGUGUCAUCUGUUCUCAUGGAUUCAUCCGUCUCAAACUUUGAAGUUGUGCAUGUUAGCAGAGAUAUAUCCAAUGACUUCUCCACUGCCAGAGAUUUUUGCCUGUCUGCUUGUUCAAAGAACCAGUCAUGUAUAGUGGUUACUCUGGAAAUCCAGCCUUCAGCAGUAAGGUGCAUUUUCUACCCUGACACCCAGAUAUGCAGACAUGGCCUGCAAGGGCACAGCUGCUGGGUUUUACUCAAAGAACCUGCUGCCUAUAUCUAUAGGAGACAAGGUAAGAACGGGUUAGAGCUGUCGAGGAAGGACCUCACCUAUUCAACCCCAAGAGCGUACAUCCAGUCCCACGGGUAUCUGAUGGGCAAAUCCCAGGUGAUCCACAUUGGCUCAGAAUGGAAAAACAUCAGCCAGUUCCUGGGGGUCCCUUAUGCUGCCCCUCCCCUUGGAGAGAGGCGCUUCAGCCCCCCGGAGCUGACUGCUUGGGAGGAAACCUGGAAUGCCACGGUGGCUCGGGCAGCGUGUUGGCAGCCAGGAGAUGGAGAGGCCCCGUCACAGUCUGUCAGUGAGGACUGUCUGUAUCUGCACAUCUUUGUUCCUGCCACCACUGUCAAAAACAUGUCAGUGUUGGUGUUCUUCCACAAUGGAGGGAGUUACAGUGCUGAGGAGGGAAAGACAACCCUGGAUGGAUCAUACCUGGCUGCCGUCGGUAACGUCAUCGUCGUGACGGCAAACUACCGGGUCGGUGUCUUUGGCUUCCUGAGCACUGGUUCUGCUGAGGUGAGUGGGAAUGCUGGCCUUUGGGACCAGCUGGCAGCGCUGAGGUGGGUGCAGCAGAACAUCGCCAGCUUCGGGGGCGAUCCCAGCCAGAUUUCUCUGGGAGCCGAGCGCGGCGGGGCGGAUGUCACCAGCGUUCACCUGCUCACAGAGACAGCGGGCACAGACCUUUUCAGGAGGCUGCUGCUGAUGGGAGGUUCAGCUUUUUCUCCAGCAUCCAUAAUUACUACAAGGAGAGCACAGACCCAAGCAGCAGCCCUGGCUGAAGAUGUGGGAUGCCCUUCAUCCACCAGUGAGGAAAUUGUAGCCUGCCUUCGCCAGUUGCCUGCUCGUGUCCUCAAUGAUGCUCAAACUAAGCUGCUAGCUAUCAGUGGCCCAUUCCAAUACUGGGGUCCCGUGAUGGAUGGAAUUUACCUCCGGGAACCUUUGGCUAAAGCCCUGCAGCGCCCUCAGCUUCAGAAAGUAGAUCUGCUCAUUGGAAGUGCUCAGCAAGAUGGUCUCAUCAGCAGAGCCAAGGCAAUUAAGAAAUUUGAAGAAAGUCAAGGAAGAGCCAACAGCAAGACAGCCUUUUAUCAGGCUCUGCAAAAUUCUCUAGGAGGAGAAGAGUCCAAUUCAUUCAUUGAAGAUGCAGCUACGUGGUAUUACUCCCUGGAACACUCAACUGAUGAUUAUUCAUCCUUUUCCAGGGCGUUGGAAAACGCCACCCGUGACCAGUUUAUCACGUGUCCCAUCAUAAACAUGGCGAGUCACUGGGCUGCCUCUCGAGGAAAUGUCUUCAUGUACCACGUACCUGAGAAUGAAGGCCAUUAUGCAGUGGAGUUCCUGCUGGAUGUUCAAUAUGCAUUUGGUCUACCCUUUUACCCAAAGUAUGAAGCACAAUUUACUGAGGAAGAAAAGAGCCUUUCCUUGCAAAUUAUGCAGUAUAUCUCCAAUUUCAUAAACUCUGGAAAUCCAAACUACCCCCACAGUUUCUCGAGAAGAAUGUUGGGGGUGAAGCCUGCCUGGCCCAUGUAUCUGUCAAGUGAUGAUGGCGAUAACUACAAGGAAUUCACAGUUUCUUUGCCUACUCUUAAAGGACUGAAAAAAGCAGACUGUUCCUUUUGGUCUGAUUAUAUCAGAAGGCUGAAAGCAUCCACAGGAAGUGGUGAAGAACCUUCUGCAGAAAACAGCUCUGGUGAAACUCCAAAUGAGAGCCAGCCCCUGAGGGAUGAGGUGGCUUACAGCAGAUAGGCAAUCACAGGGCUGGGGGGUGGCUUUGUUACACAACUGUGCAUCCACACACCUCACACCAGAUGAGCAAC